Loa loa (African eye worm) is the source of this 879-nucleotide messenger RNA. RefSeq lists its product as hypothetical. The transcript has 2 exons. NCBI's taxonomy places the organism in Eukaryota, Metazoa, Nematoda, Chromadorea, Rhabditida, Onchocercidae. The record is from RefSeq and is a predicted model, not a curated record. The coding region runs from base 1 to 879 and encodes 292 amino acids.
AUGACACAGAUUAUUUGGUUCAAUCUUCUGCUUUGUGUCACUUUGGCUUAUAAUGAAACCUUCUCUCCACUUGACUCCACAUAUAUUCAUUAUCCUGGUUAUAACCCAGAUAUCAUUCUGAACUACCUUCCCCAUACAUCUGAUAUCGUUAACAACGAUUUGGAGACAUUGCCUGACCAUAAUGACGAUACAUAUAACAGUGACCGGGAACAAGCGACGAUAAUAACAAGUGAUGAACAAUCCCAGGAAGUCACCGACGGUUUCGCUUAUAAUAUCGAACGGGAAAAUACUGAUCGAGAAUUGUUAGGAAUAACCGUUGACAAAGAUCUCUUCCCAGAACUCAUCUGCACUUUAUUACCGCUUAAUUCAGAUACCAGUACACACAAUACUGGUGGAGAAUUACCGGGAACAAAUGGUGAAAUAUUACAUAAUGAUAUUUCCUUCAAACGUUACAGUUCACUCAAUCAUGUGAAAAUGAGAUUACAAGCAAUUAAGAACGAAACUGAUUUCAUUACAGCAGAAAAUUCGCAGUUAUUUACUCUGCAAUAUCCAACCAUUAAAGAGAACAUUUUUCCCCUAAUAUAUGCCAAGAAAAAAAGGAAUUUUUCAGAAGAGCAAAAUCGUAAGCAUCCUCAUGCCGGACGUAAUGCGCACUUUAAGAAUCGCAGUGAAUAUAGAAAACGCAAGAAAACGCACGACAAACCAUUUAUUUGCAAACGCCAACGACCCGAUUGUGGGCAAACGUCCAAUCAUUCAUCGUUUCUCUCUCGCAAUGAAACACGCCAACCUAAACUUCAAUGCGAAAACUCCAAGGAAUUUUUCUCCCGCAAGGACAAUUUGAAAAUACACAUGAAGCGAUGUUUAAUAAAUUCUAGUUAG